Molecule: messenger RNA, 2706 nt
Organism: Sparassis crispa
Lineage: Eukaryota; Fungi; Basidiomycota; Agaricomycetes; Polyporales; Sparassidaceae
Exons: 6
Coding region: 1-2706 (901 amino acids)
Source: RefSeq, a predicted model, not a curated record
AUGUCCAAGAGCACUCGGUCCCAGCUGACAUUGCCAGACUUUUGUCUCCAUCUCGCUCGCUCUCCACUCAAGGAUGCUAGGACCGCCCGACGAAACAUCCACCCAUCUCCGCCCCGCGAAGUCGACAUGCCGUCCUUCGUGGUCGACCGUCCAAAGAGACCGUCCAAAGAUCCUCCUUCUCCCGAGCGCGAUGUCAAGAGGCCCAAGCAUCACGACCUCCGUCUCGAGAACCAGUUAGCGUACACCAAUCCAUCCUCCACACCGUCGCCUCUCCAACCUCCGAUGGACAAUUCCAAACCACAUCGACGUUCUCAGUCUGCACCCGUCCACACAAAUUUUCCGCAUCUCGACCUCACCAAGGUUCCUCCGUCGCCGUCCAAGGCCACUGUUCCACUCCGUAUAGCAUCUCUGCCCCCCGUGGACGUCACCAAUGCAGAGCGUCAGUCCACCAACCCUUUUACGCUCUCUCCGCCAACUCCGCCCGUUUUCCAUAUUCAAGCCGCAACUCCCCGCGCUUCCCGAACCAAGCCACUUACUCUACCUCCUCUCUCCCCGCUCACUCCACUUCCAUCCGCGCCAUUGCCACCCACCCAUCAACAGCAUUCCUCAGAUACUUCUGUACCUGCAUGCCCUGUCUCCAUACCUCGGCUUGUCCACAGUCGGGCUACCCAUAACCCCUCCGUUCAUCCUGCAUUCGUCGUUCCGCCCCCGACUCCUUCUACCAGUGCCAGUCGCCUCCCUCGUCCUUCUGCUGUAUCUUCAACCCAUCUAAUCUUCACCAAAGGGGAAGAUCACACUCAACGCGAUAAACCGAUUCAAAAGAUCAAAGGAAGACUGCCCAAGCGGACUGCUACAGUCACGCAAUUCCCACUCGGUGGACGCAUGACACGAUCUGCGUCUCUUCGUCAGGCUCAGAACAGAAGAAAUGAAGAUGACGUUCCUGUAAAGCCGGGCACCUCUGCAAAUCUUCCAAGCACUUCUGCGGCUCCGGCAUCGUCAUUAUCGAGCGGUUUGUCUCGCAAGCGAUCACUGUCUUUCUCCUUCGCGCGACCCACAUCAAGUUCCGCUGCCAAAUCUCAGCCCUCCUCUCCAACCAAACCCCGUUCCGAUGCCCCUCCACGCACACCCAGGGGCACUGCCGAACAACGAUUUUCAUCUUCAUCGCUGUCUAAUCUCUCCGUUGCGCUCAUGAAACUGAGCAUGCCUGCACCGUCCAGGCCAAGUACGAGUAUGGGGUUCGAUUCUGAACCUAUGAACUCCGGGGACAACGAUCACACUCAGAACGUCAGGCCCGUGACUCUGGGUGAUAAGAGCGUCAGAGCUCAUGCUGACAUUAAGGACCCGGUGUUAGUCGAACCUCAGCUUCCCACAGUGCCAUUGAAUAAGGCAGCCACUCACGGCAACUUGUCUACGCCUUGUACGAGUUCGCGCGCAUCCAAUCUGGAGAUCCCUACCGCAAAUUCUUCCAUAGCCAGAACUCAGAAACGAAUAAACGUUCACUCUGGUAUCAUCGCUGGGAGACCAAGAAAUAUGAUUGCCGUUAGAAGGAUUCAAGCAGGAUCCGAUAAGAACCGCCCUAGGUUCUUUGGGGUAGGCACACUUUCUGGACCUGCCGUCGCAGGAAGAAGUCGUGUAACUCAAAAAGCCAGUCAGAAGACUACCUUGCCAAGUGUGCAAGGGAGCCCUGUGAAGGGCAGCGGAAUCAUGGAAGUUGAAUCGUGCUCGUCACCUUCGGAGAUCCUGCAAGCGGCAAGCAAUGUAGACGGAAUUGUUGUUCCUGCCGUCGAUGGUUCUGAAGGUGCUGACGACGGAAAUCUGGCACAGGAUAUCUGGAAGAGUACUUCACGUCGGGCAUCCCUGGCCUCUCAUUUUCUAUCCCAAUCGUUGUCAUCUCUACCGCAGACUCCUCCUUUCUCUUCUACGCCAGAUGAAACAACGAUCCUUGCGACUCUGCCUGGCAGCAGGAGGAGCACUCUCCGCUCCAUGGGCGGCAGUCGAGCUCUGGUGCCAACUGGUGCACAUACUGCGCCUGGCAAAUUGAGCCAAGCCGCAGGUAAAGGUGCCCAUGUCUCAGCCCGUAAGGACGGAGAAAGUCCCGCAACUUCCAUUACUACGGAGAUGGUCGAACCAUCUGGUUCAUGGUCGGUCCUCAAGGAAUGCGUCAUAUUUGUCGACGUUCGGACUGACGAUGGUGACGACGCGGGUGCACUGUUCAUCGACAUGCUGAGGGGCAUGGGCGCGAGGAUCUUGACGCGAGUUGGACAGAGUUGUACACAUGUUGUAUACAAGAACGGCCUGAUGAGCACCUUGACUCGAUAUCGGCUGUUGAACGAGCCGAAACCGCUCGUCGUGGGCAUUGCAUGGGUGGUAGAGUGUGUUGAAAAUAGAGCGCGAGCAGACGAAACGAGAUUCUUGGUCGACUUGGACGGGCUCAAUGUCGCGGGAACGAACAAGCGGCGACGGUCUAUGUUACCUAAACAGUUCCAUUUUGCAGCUCCCACCCAUGUACCCACCCAUUCUGGAUCUGUCGAAGCUGAUGGGACCGUAGUGCUGAAUGCAGUACAAGCUAUGGCUGCAGAUUCACCGUCUUCAGAUGUUGCGGACGAUCUUAGCGGUGUGUCCAGCCCUGGCAAUGAGACUUUGGCGCCACUUGAGAGAGCUCGACGACGACGAAGCAUGUUAAUAGGGCUGCCGACUCAAUCUUGA